UUUCUAAGUUCACAGACUUUUCCUGUUCGUAGUCAUUCUACUGCAUAUUGGAGUUUAUUCAACUCCAGAGUUCUGCUAAGCAUUAUCAACUAAGUACAUCAGUUUCCAUGGAAUUUUUUCAGAAGUGCAGAACCUGUGUCCCUAUGCUUCUUGUUUUUCUCCUCCACUUCUCAAACCUUCACAUUCUCUCUUUUGCUGAUGACUACAAAAUCAAUUGUGGCUCAGAUGCUAAUGUGAGCCUCAUUGCUGACCAGAAUUUUGUUGGAGAAUCAAAGUCUGGUUCCUCUUUCUCCAAAAGCAACACCAUCGCACACACAAACCAGUUGCCGGCUCUCUACCAGACAGCAAGAGUUUAUAGUGAUCCUUUCUACUAUGAGUUCAAGGUCACUACUGGUACUUAUCUGGUACGCCUACAUUUCUUAGCCUUUUCUUCCACCUCAAGUAAUCUCUCUGCAGCUGUUUUUGAUGUUUUGGAUUCUACAAAAUUCAUACUGCUGAACAAUUUCAGUGCCAAAAGUAGUACUAGUUCUCCUUUGAUAAAGGAGUUCUUUCUAAGAAUUGAUAGUACCGAGUCAUUUAGACUGUAUUUUACACCCCGGGCAUCAUCUUUGGCUUUUGUCAAUGCUAUUGAAUUCUUCGCCGUCCCUCCAGAUUUCACCAACUUCAUCCCUGAGAAUUUCACCAGUAAUAAUAGCCCUUUACAGACAAUUUACAGAGUGAAUGUUGGGGGACCUUUAAACAAUGAUACAUUGUGGAGAAGCUGGGAAACAGAUGACACUUACCUGCUUGAUCCAAACUCUGCUAAGGAAAGCAAAAAAGGUACACUUAGUAGAGAUCAUGUGGGAGAAAUUAAUGGUUUCGUUUUGUCUAAUAAGUAUGUCGCGCCAGAUGGGGUUUACCUGACUGCUAAGGCGAUGAAUAUUACUGCUAGCAGGCCAGCCAAUUCCUCCAACAUAACUUGGUCUUUAAAAGUGAGUGGGAAUGCUAGGCACAUUGUCCGGGCUCAUUUCUGUGACAUUGUUGGUUUGGCGACUGGUAACAUUCUUUUUGACUUGUAUUCAAACAGCAACUUCCGCAAGGAGAUUGGCUGGAUUGAUCUAUCUGUUCCUUUCUACUAUGACUUUGUGGUGAAUUCUAGUGCGUCUGAACUCAUUAACAUCAGCAUAAGACCUAGAAAUGAUUCUGUGGAAAAAAAUGCAUUUCUAAAUGGGCUAGAAAUAUUGGAGAUAAUGGAGGGAAAAGGUUCAAUUCCUCAUGUGAAAGUGCCCAUGAAGAAUAUUGUGGCUGUGGUGGUUGGUUCAGUUCUUGGAGGCCUAUUUCUCAUCUGCAUUGUAAUAGCUGGAUUUGUGUUCCGUUUGAGACACAGAAAGAAAGAGAAAGGAGUUGAAACUUCAGUUUGGUCACCAAUGCCUGCAAAUGGAGGAGGGAGUUCUCACAGCUCUGCUUUCAAUCUAAAUUAUCUUGGUUUGAAGAUAUCUUUUACUGAAAUCCAGUCUGCAACAAACAACUUUGACACGAAGUUGGUGAUAGGCAAGGGUGGCUUUGGUAAUGUUUAUAGAGGGACUCCCUUGAAUGGCACAAAAGUGGCUGUGAAGAGAGCUUAUAAGCGAGAUGAGGAAGGUUCAAGCUCAGGCCAAGGCCUCUCAGAAUUCGAAACUGAAAUCAUAGUAUUGUCGAAAAUCCGCCACCGCCAUCUUGUCUCCUUGAUUGGCUACUGUAAUGAAGGGUCUGAAAUGAUUCUAGUGUACGAGUUCAUGGAGAAAGGUACCCUGAGAGAUCAUUUGUAUAAUUCUGACGUCCCUCGCUUGUCAUGGGAGCAAAGACUUGAAAUUUGUACUGGAGCAGCAAGGGGUCUUCAUUAUCUCCACACAGGCGCAGCUGGGGGAAUCAUUCACAGAGAUGUCAAGUCCUCCAACAUAUUGCUUGAUCAGAACCAUGUUGCCAAAGUUGCUGACUUUGGCCUUUCGAAGUCUGGAGCUCUCAAUGAAACGCAUGUCAGCACUAAUGUUAAAGGCACUUUUGGUUAUCUUGACCCCGAGUACAUGAUGUCGCAACAGUUGACAGAAAAAUCUGAUGUUUAUUCAUUUGGUGUAGUUCUACUCGAAGUGUUGUGUGCAAGACCAGCUAUUGAUUCAAUGCUUCCAAGAGAGCAAAUGAAUUUGGCUGAAUGGGGAAUGUUUUACCAGAAAAGAGGGCUGCUUGAACAGAUUGUUGAUUCUGCACUAAAGGGUCAUAUUGAUCCUAGCUCACUGCGGAAGUUUGGUGAGACGGUUGAGAAGUGUUUGCAAGAAGAUGCUUCUGAUAGGCCAACAAUGGCUGAUGUGCUGUGGGAUUUGGAAUAUGCAUUACGGCUUCAGCAAACAACAAAGCUCAGAGAGGCUCAUGAGGAUAGCACAACCAUUGAUGCUUCAUCAGCAGCAUUCGGUUUGCCAAAUGUUCAGCGUAUUCAUUCACUUGGUUCCACAAUGAAUGGAGAUGAUAUCAGGGAAGACAACUUGGACACAACAGAAAGUGAAAUUUUCUCCCAACUGAAAAUUCGUGAUGCUAGAUGA
Molecule: messenger RNA, 2552 nt
Organism: Fragaria vesca subsp. vesca
Lineage: Eukaryota; Viridiplantae; Streptophyta; Magnoliopsida; Rosales; Rosaceae
Product: probable receptor-like protein kinase At2g23200-like
Exons: 1
Coding region: 108-2552 (814 amino acids)
Biological process (GO): protein autophosphorylation
Cellular component (GO): plasmodesma; plasma membrane
Molecular function (GO): ATP binding; transmembrane receptor protein tyrosine kinase activity
Source: RefSeq, a predicted model, not a curated record